Lycium barbarum (goji berry) is the source of this 2710-nucleotide messenger RNA. RefSeq lists its product as uncharacterized. Gene Ontology annotation, molecular function: S-adenosylmethionine-dependent methyltransferase activity. The record is from RefSeq and is a predicted model, not a curated record. Bases 113 to 2374 code for a protein of 753 amino acids. The transcript is spliced from 16 exons. Gene Ontology annotation, biological process: polyamine biosynthetic process. Lineage: Eukaryota; Viridiplantae; Streptophyta; Magnoliopsida; Solanales; Solanaceae.
UUUCAUAAAAGCUCAUAUUUCUCUUCCUUCUGCCCAAAAACAAGACAUCAAACCUUAAACCUUUGUCAAAACCCUAAACCCUUAAAAAAAUCAAUCAUUUCUCCAAAACCUCAUGUCCAAAAUGGGUAAGAAAAAACAGCAAAAGAAUGUCCAAAAUCAAGAAGACUUACUAAAAACCUUAACAGAUUUCACAAGCAAAGAGAAUUGGGACAAUUUUUUCACUAUCAGAGGUUCAAAUAAUGCAUUUGAAUGGUAUGCAGAGUGGCCACAGCUCAAAGAACCACUUCUUUCUAACCUCACAUUAAACGACGUCGUUUCUGCAAAAAAAGAAUUGCAAAUACUUGUACCAGGUUGUGGGAAUUCAAAGCUAUCUGAGUAUGUUUAUGAUGAGGGGUUUUGUAAUAUUACCAAUGUUGAUUUCUCUAAGGUUGUAAUUUCGGAUAUGUUAAGGAGAAAUAUUAGGGACAGACCUGUUAUGAAGUGGCGCGUUAUGGAUAUGACAAAUAUGCAGUUUGCAAACGAGAGCUUUGGCGUGAUUCUUGACAAGGGAGGAUUGGAUGCUUUAAUGGAGCCUGAGCUUGGAUCAAAGUUAGGAACUCAGUAUUUGUCUGAGGUUAAAAGAUUGCUAAAAGUUGGGGGGAGAUUUAUUUGCCUCACUUUGGCUGAAUCUCAUGUAUUAGGUUUACUCUUCCUGAAGUUUCGGUAUGGGUGGAAGAUGGAGAUUCAUCCCAUUGCUAUGAAACCAUCUGACAAGUCGAGCCUACAGACUUUUAUGGUGGUAGCCGAGAAAGACAAUUCUCCGUCGUUGUGCCAAAUAUUGUCAACUGUUGAUCAGUCAUCCUUUGGUGGUCCAAAGAACCAGGUUCAUGGACUCUUUCAAGCACUUGAAGAUGAAAAUAAAAUUCGUGCAGAUUAUUCCAGUGGUUCUGAUAUAACUUAUGCACUAGAAGACUUGAAAAUCGGAGUUGAGGGGAAUCUGGCAGAGCUUCGUCCAAGUCGUAGAGUUCAGCUUAGUUUAGGUGAACUUGGGGUUUCACUAUUCUGUUACAGAGCUGUGCUUCUUGAUGCGCGAAAAGAUUUUGGACCUUUUGCAUAUCGUUGUGCUGUGUUUCUCGUUCCAAAGACUCGAGCUCGUGAAUGGCUGUUCUCUUCAGAAGAAGGACAAUGGGUGGUUGUAGAAAGCUCUAAGGCUGCUCGUUUAAUAAUGAUUUUUUUGGAUUCUAGCCAUUCCGACGCCAGUAUGGACGAUAUCCAGAAAGAUCUAUCUCCUCUGGUAAUGCAAUUGGCGCCGGGAGAUUCUGAUGAUGAAGCUCAGAUACCUUUUAUGGCAGCAGGUGAUGGAAUCAAGCAGCGGGAAAUUAUUCGAGAGAUCACAUCUCCCUUGACUGGUCCAAUUAUUGUAGAUGAUGUGAUCUAUGAGAAGGUUGAUGACAAUAUCAGCUGUCUCUUUGGCUCUACGGAUGUGAUAUUUCGUCGACUCACUUUCCAAAGAACGGAGAGUUUAGUUCAAUCUGAGGCUGUGCUAUCAAGAGAAGGGUCACCGAAAACUAUAGCUGAUAUUAAUCAGAAGAUAGGCCAGUCAUCUUCAAAAUCCAAGAAGAAAGGAAAUUCGAAAAGAUCCAAUUCUAAUGUCUCGUCAUCUGAUGGAUUGAGCAACGAUUUGAAAGUUGACCACUGUUAUUUGGCGAGUUCAUAUCAUACUGGAAUUAUCUCCGGUUUUACAUUGAUAUCUUCUCAUUUGGAUGGUUUGGCAUCUACAGGAGGCAUGGUGAGGUCGGUAGUAAUUGGUCUUGGAGCAGGAUUGCUUCCCAUGUUUCUACAUAAGCACCUGACUUUUGCAGAGAUCACGGUUUUGGAGUUAGAUCCUGUGGUUGUAGAUCUUGCCAAAGAGUAUUUUGAUUUUAGAGAUGAUGAACGUUUAAAGGUACAUGUGACAGAUGGUUUAAAGUAUGUCAAGGAUGCAGCACUUAAAAGCACUGAAGAAAUUGACAUGCUCAUCGUUGAUGUGGACUCUUCAGACUCGAGUUCUGGUUUAAGUUGUCCUGCUGCAGACUUCGUAGAAGAGUCUUUCCUUACGGCAGCAAAAGAUUCUCUUUCUGAUCAAGGCCUGUUUGUCAUAAACUUGGUAUCGAGGUCACAAGCCAUCAAGGAUUCUAUUUACUCCAAAUUAAAAUCGGUGUUUCCUCACCUCUUCCACCUUCAGCUGGACGAAGAUGUCAACGAAGUUAUUUUCGCUCUUAAGACAGAGACGUGUACCGUGGAGGAUAAAUUUCACGAGGCUUCUCAACAACUUGCCAGAUUAUUAAACCUAGAAAACUCCUCGUGGGGCCAAAAUAUAUCGGAAGCCACUAACAAGAUCAAAAGGUUGAGAUGAUUUACACUCUGAUGAAUGCUACGAACAUGUUGCAAGCUGUCGUCGUUGCUAUUCAUUAGCAUGCCCAGGGGCAGAGCUAAAAGAUGUACGGGUUCGGCCCGAGGCAGAACCUAUAAAGUUCAAAUCCUGGCUCUGCCUCUGGCCAUCCCUGUUGAGGCUACCAAUGCAACGACAUAUUUCUUCUUUUUAAGUACUUCUACCUAUGCUGAAACACGGAUCUAAUCCGUGCGAGUUUGAUAUUUAUAUGCCUUCAGAUUUAAGAUUAGUGUUUACAUUGAUAUGUACAUUGGAUAAAAUCUGAUUGCUUGCAAAGUUCUGAAAGGUGUUCAUAUGUAA